CUGAGCGGAGGGAUGGAGAUGCGGAGGGCGCAGCAUCAGCAGAGCCGCGGUCAGCAUCACAGGCACACAAGCAGGCAGGCAGGCAGGCAGGCAGGCAGGCAGACAGACAGGCAGGCAGGCAGGCAGGCACAGACGGGCAGAGUCGACCCAAAUUAUUUGAAGUAGCGCAAUUAUACGAAAACUCCCCGAGGUAUUCGACAGUCGGAGGAGGAAAUUAAUGAAGAAGGAGGGCGAAGUGAAUUGCGCGACUCCGACGCGACAGAUGUUGGAAAACUCUGGUUGAAUGUAGACAGAAGAAGAGGAAGAGAAGGAAGAAGAGAAAGUGUCCCGAACAGAGAUGAACACGUUGUUCUGUUGGAGACGGACGAUGAGCGUUGAAGAUGUGGAAGCUUUGUUGCGAUGUUUCCUUCACUGAAAGCUUCAGCUGGCCACUCUAAAGGGCAUGUUUUUGAUGGAACUGCAUCUCUACAGAGGACUUGACUCAAGUCUGAUUUCAACUUGACUGCCACUGGCUAUGAGAAUCUGCACUCCGAGACUGAAACGGCUGGGGGUAAGAUGUUUGUGGAGUCAGUCGUCCGAUGGGGGGCUUGGAGCAUUCUGCUUCAGUUUGGACUUGGUGUAUCUGCAGGAAGCUGUCCUCCACGCUGUGUGUGUCGACCUGAGGCGAAAGAAGUGAUCUGCUCCGGCAAACAUUUGAACUCAGUGCCAGAAGGCUUUUCUGGUGAUGCCAGGCGUUUGGAUUUAUCCCACAAUAAGAUUAAGACUGUUGGGCGCCGCCAGUUCUCUGGUCUCCUGCAACUUCAAGAGUUGGAUCUCAGUGAUAACAUAAUCUCCAUGAUUGAGGUGGAGGCUUUCCAGGGCCUACAGAAUCUCAGGACACUUCGGAUUAAGAAUAAUCGACUCAAGAUUAUCCCAGUUGGGGUGUUUUCUGGCCUAUCCAGUCUGCGCUGUCUGGAUUUGAGCCAGAAUGAGAUUCUGGUCUUCCUGGACUACACCUUCAAAGAAUUGGUGAACCUGCAAACGCUGGAAGCCGAAGAGAAUGACUUGGUCUUCAUCUCCCAGCGGGCUUUCUUUGGUCUGCAGAAUCUGCAGGAGCUCAAUUUAGAUCGCAGCAACCUGACCUCGGUUCCUACCGAGGCAUUGUCCCAACUCCAGAGCCUGACCCAUCUUCGCAUACUACGCCUCACCAUUUCUACACUCCCCAACAAUGCUUUCCGACGGCUACACCGUCUUCGUAGCCUCCUGAUUGCAAACUGGCCAGCAUUGGACAAUGUGGCUAGCAACAGCCUGAUUGGUCUUAAUCUGACCUCACUUGUCAUCAGCAACUGCAACCUAAGUGCUGUUCCUUACUCAGCAUUUCGUCAUCUGGUGUAUCUUCGCUACCUGGACCUGUCCUAUAACCCCAUCACUGUUAUCCAAGGUAAUCUGCUAGGUGACCUCCUGAGACUCCAAGAGUUACACCUAGCAGGGGGGAGCCUGCUAAGAAUAGAGCCAGGGGCCUUUAGGGGACUGGCCUACUUCCGCAUGCUCAAUGUGACCUCCAAUCAGCUCACUACUUUGGAGGAGAGCGUCUUCCACUCUGUGGGGAACCUUCAGGUUUUGCGGUUGGAUGGGAAUCCCCUAGCAUGUGACUGCCGGCUUCUCUGGGUGGUCCGUCGUCGAUUGCGCUUGAACUUUGAUGGACAUCAGCCCUCUUGUUUGUCUCCUGAUGCAGUGAGACAUCGUGAAUUCAGAGACUUCUCCGAGAAGGAGCUCCCGAGGCUCUUUACCUGCCGCCCUGCCCGUAUAAUGGACCGCAGGCCGCAGGAGGCGAGAGUAGAGGAGGGCACGACAGUUAUCUUCUCCUGUAAGGCUGAUGGGGAUCCAUUCCCAUCUAUCACCUGGAUCUCAUCCCAUAAGAAUGUGGUUUCUCCAACAGGACGAAUCAGAGUUUUGCUCAAUGGUACUCUAGAAGUGCGUUUUGCCCAAGUUCAGGACAGUGGCACAUAUCAGUGCCUGGCGGGCAAUGCAGCCGGCAAUGACAGCCUAACUGUCGGUCUGUACGUGAAGGGGCUCCCUCGUAACCGAACCAUCCCCUUCUUCUCAGAGGAGGGCUGGGUAGAGCCUUCAAACUCCCAAGCUGCCAACUCCUCAGCUCAAAUGGCCAAACCAUACCCGUUUGACGCAAAGACCCUGAUCAUUGCCACCACCAUGGGCUUCCUGUCUUUCCUCAGCUCAGUGGCCAUCUGCUUUGUCUUCAUGUUCUUCUGGAGCCAGAGCAAAGGUCAGAUCAAGCACACAGCAACUAUUGACUUUGUUCCUCGGUCUUCAAUGGGUGGUGGAGGGGACGGAGGUGACGGUGGCAGGUUCACCAUGAAACUUAUUUAAAGCCAAGGAAGAGGUGAAAGGGGCCUCCAUAUUGACUGAGUUAUUCUGCACUAUGGUCCCUCCCUAUUGGAACACUCAAGGACGGAAACCAAUACA
Perca fluviatilis (European perch) is the source of this 2463-nucleotide messenger RNA. It is a transcript of the gene lingo4b, whose product is annotated as leucine rich repeat and Ig domain containing 4b. The transcript has 3 exons. Bases 556 to 2367 code for a protein of 603 amino acids. The record is from RefSeq and is a predicted model, not a curated record. Lineage: Eukaryota; Metazoa; Chordata; Actinopteri; Perciformes; Percidae. Gene Ontology annotation, molecular function: protein binding.